Molecule: messenger RNA, 630 nt
Organism: Clonostachys solani
Lineage: Eukaryota; Fungi; Ascomycota; Sordariomycetes; Hypocreales; Bionectriaceae
Source: the annotation of a GenBank genome assembly
AUGACCUUAGCCAAAUUCCGAGCCAGAAAAUGGGACCCUGACCUAAAGUUUCUUAAGGAAAUUCUAGGAGAACACCAAAGCAUUGAUAUAAACACACAAACGUUCCCAAAAGGGUUCAGAAUCAAGGAAGCGCACCUGUUGGUCAUGGGCGUAAAACAAUGGGACAGAGAACAGCAGCAGCCUGAUGGUCUAUUUGAACCAGACGCUCUUGGCUGGUAUCCUAUUCAUCAUGCUACUACUUUUUCUGAUCUUAAGCUUGGUAAAUACGUAAUUGAUGAUUACGACCCAAACGUGCGAGAUCUGUGGGGAUGGGCUCCGCUGCAUAACGCCUGCCUGAGAGGCGAUGCAACUUGGGUCGACGAACUCAUUGAUGCUGGAGCUGAAACCAGUGUUGUGGCGACUGAUGGAGUUUCGCCCAUGCAUUGUGCCGCCAAAUAUGGAAAGCUCGAAGUGGCCAAGAUGCUGCUCAAAGAAGAGGGGUCAGAGGACGUUGUGUACAAGAGACAAACUCGCACCGACCUGAAUCAAAGACACCCCAUUCAUUGGGCUGCUGUGGAAGGCCAUAAAGUUUUCGUUAAAUUGAUGGUGGGCGACAAGGACUUGCAAGAUCGUUCGUUACAAGCGUUUUGA